AUGGACAUGAAUGAGGACAGCAAUGGGGAAGUCAGUGAUGAGGCUCUACAUCAAGAAGGAUACAGCAAUGAUGAUGAGCAUGAUGAUGAGCAUGAUGAUGACAACUAUGUUGAUGAGAAUGGCAAUUAUGUUGAUGAUGGGAGGCAGGAGAUUAUUUGA
Messenger RNA from Aspergillus glaucus CBS 516.65, 159 nucleotides. RefSeq lists its product as uncharacterized. The transcript has 2 exons. Bases 1 to 159 code for a protein of 52 amino acids. The record is from RefSeq and is a predicted model, not a curated record. Lineage: Eukaryota; Fungi; Ascomycota; Eurotiomycetes; Eurotiales; Aspergillaceae.